GUCGAAUAGUACAAAGCGACCGGGUAUCUGCUACCGUGUCCUUUUGCUUGACGAGGGCCCCUCUAACAUAUCCCGCACACUCCCUGGAAUUCGAUCCGACCAAGGCACCACCGAACGUCCAUCGCAUCCUGGUUCUGGGAGUAAGUACGUGACCCACUUGUUGUCCUAAUUAAGGAUGUAAUAAGGGACAGUUGUCACCAGGUGCGCUCAUUGUUCACCUCUUUGCUGGAGUAUGCGGAAUUGCCACUCUCGCGGACGCUUUAGCAGAAUCAAGUGACUCGAGGAAGGAGCAUGAGAGGACGAACCUGCCGAGCAGAGUGUCAGCGCCAGCUCGGAAGAAGAUUGUAAGCUACAUUGAGUUUGUGACUUGACUGAUUUCGGCGUUUGAAUUCAGUACUUCGACCUACAAGGCGUAGGAGACUCCCGGUCUGGCAAACAGGGCAGGGAUUCAGGAAACUGCUAUCGGGGUGCGAGCUUGAUGUUGGGACCGGAAGCGAGGCUCGGGCACUGAGAGGAACGUGCGAGGGUGCUUUGUUUUCUGCAGAUCAUACAUCCGAGCACGCAUCGCAGGAGCCAGAAGAAGAGGAAGGGGGUGGUGGGGCAAGAUGAGUCUGCUGACGACCGACCUGUGUGACGCGAACAUGGACAGGAUUGCGGACGGGAGAGUGCUCGUCUUAGCUCCGCUGUUCAAGAGCUAUGGCAAACGUGAACACUUCCACGGCCCUGUCACGACGCUCAAGGUGUUCGAGGACAACACUUUGGUGCGCAAAGCGCUGGAAGAGCCUGGGUCCGGCAAGGUCCUCGUGGUGGAUGGCGGCGGCAGCCUCCGGUGCGCGCUGCUCGGUGGGAUGCUCGCCACGCUCGCCCGUCAGAAUCUAUGGGCUGGCAUCAUCGUCAACGGCUGCGCCCGUGACGUCGAUGAAAUCAACAGCAUCGACAUCGGCGUCAGGGCCUUAGCAUCGCACCCUGUCAAGAGCUUCAAGCGAGGUCAAGGAGAACGCGAUGUCCCCGUUGUUUUCGCCGGUUGUCGAAUUCUACCCGGAGAUUGGUGCUACGUGGACAACGAUGGAAUUGUGAUAUCUGUGGGUGGUGAAAAACUGCACAAACUCGCUUCUGCGAUCUGAUCAAUCGAUUGAUCGAUAUGUCUGUCUGUCUGUCUCGAGCUCUCGACAUUCAUUUGCUCGUUAGCACGUCUUCUCUUCCCAGCUGAAGUUCUCCAGUGAUGGGUGAGGAAAGAGCAGAGGCAAAAGCAAGAGGCUCUGAGGACAUGGCCACGAGAACUCCUGCUGUGCAGAAAAGAUGUCAGUUUGGAAGCUGUGCGGGGGAGGAUGGUCCAGAUCAUCGUCUUUUGUUCUUUCAACGAAGCGUUGGUAGAGCGAGUGAGUGACUUGUCUGGUGUGAUUCUCCCCACUAGGGCUCUGAUCUUAUGAUCCACUUCUCAUUUGAGCAAAAGCUUCAAAGAUAACGCGUCCUUCGCAACUCUUUCGUUUUAAAGAGUUCCUCGAGCAAAUCACACUUCUGCUUGUUCUUACUCUUAUUCUCAUUCUCGGUGCUCUUGUAUUCCAUGUCGUCCACUUGUGUUAGUAGGCACAGGAUGCCAUCUUUGAGCAUCAUUUAUGCAGCCUUCAUCAAACGUGCACUGUAUGAAAUUAUUUUUUUGUCUUUGAAGAACUUUCUCUCACCUUAACUUAUCCUCAUGUCGCAAUACAGAGAAGUAAUAAGGCAGAGUAGUCUCCUCUAAUUUGGGUAAUAUCAGUUCGCUCCCAAGGAAUGCUUAAAUGACAUAACCAAUACACAACGGUGAGCUUCAGGUUUUUCAGGUUUUAGUCUUUAUACUCCGUGUCGGAAGAGUUAGCAGAACAGAAGCUCUGUUCAUGUAUUCUACAAGACUUCCAAUCCCAUGAAUUGUG
This is a messenger RNA of Marchantia polymorpha subsp. ruderalis, 1910 nucleotides long. The record is from the annotation of a GenBank genome assembly. Lineage: Eukaryota; Viridiplantae; Streptophyta; Marchantiopsida; Marchantiales; Marchantiaceae.